This is a messenger RNA of Scaptodrosophila lebanonensis, 3084 nucleotides long. RefSeq names its product vacuolar protein sorting-associated protein 41 homolog (gene lt). Gene Ontology annotation, cellular component: late endosome; HOPS complex. Gene Ontology annotation, biological process: cellular response to starvation; vesicle-mediated transport; protein targeting to vacuole. Gene Ontology annotation, molecular function: protein binding. Bases 80 to 2641 code for a protein of 853 amino acids. The record is from RefSeq and is a predicted model, not a curated record. Lineage: Eukaryota; Metazoa; Arthropoda; Insecta; Diptera; Drosophilidae. The transcript is spliced from 12 exons.
UCUCAGCACAGCUGAUAAUAACAAAUAUUUAGCUUCACUGUUAAAAGUAGUUAUAUUUUUUACAAUAUUGGAAUUUAGGAUGGCAGAAACCGCAGAUACUAAUGGUGAUGCGGGUACAGGGAGUACGAGCACUGAAGAGGAGGAAGAUGUGGAGCCCAAAUUCAAGUACACGCGCAUGGGAAACGAUCUUAAGAAAAUACUUAACACAGAUUUGAUCACCUGCAGUUCCGUACACCCAAAGUUUCUUAUCUUUGGAACAAAACGAGGGCGAGUGCACCUUUUGGAUCAUCAGGGAAACUGCGUCGAAACGAAUUUGAGCAAUGACGACCGACAUGUGCACACAGUGGCCGUUAAUCAUAUAGAUGUUGAUUCGAAAGGCGAAUAUGUCGCUACAUGCUCGGAUGAUGGCAAGGUUAACAUUACAGGGCUAUUCAGCUCGGAAAAUAAUCAAAAUUUGUGCUUCUCCAAGCUGAUCAAAGCUGUCGCCUUGGACCCUGAUACAAAAUCAAGUGGUGUGCGACGUUUCAUAGUUGGUGAUGAUAGGCUGACUAUAUACGAGCGCAAAUUUCUAAAAAAACUAAAGUCAACUGAAUUGUGCACCGCAGAAGGGAAUGUGCUGUCCGUUUGCUGGAAUGGAAAUUUUGUGGCUUGGGCCAGUUAUCUGGGUGUGCGUGUGUACGAUCUGAAUGAAAGGUGCUCACUAGGGCUGAUGAAAUGGGAGGUACCCCCACAGGAGCGACUGGAAAACUUCCGGUGCAACUUUCGUUGGUCCAAUGACACGACGCUGCUUGUCGGCUGGGUGGACACCAUACGUAUUUGUGUAAUACGGAAACGUAAUAGCAUAGAGGCAGCAUCUGGAAAUUUGCCCGAUUACAUUGUCGACCCAAUCUCAACUUUUCAAACUACAUUCUACAUUUCUGGCUUGGCUCCGUUCACUCGCACACAGUUGGUUGUGUUGGGAUAUCGCAAACAGCGCAGUGCCGACAACAAAGCGUUGCGACCCGUGAUAAGCGUGAUGGAGUACAAGAUGCACAGCAGCGAGGAAAUACUCACCGACAGCUUAUCGAUACGCGACUUUGAGAAGUACACCGUCAACGAUUACAGUCUGAAUUGUAUAGUUGAGGAGAGUCGCUAUUUUAUUGUGGCGCCAAAUGAUUUUGUUGUUGCAAGCCUCAUAGGCACCGAUGAGCGCGUGCAAUGGUUAAUUGCACACUGCAAGUACGAAGAAGCCAUGGCUGUGAUAUCAACUCAUGGCGGCAGCAUAGAUCUGCUUACAGUCGCCAGGCUAUACAUUAACCAUUUGCUUAAAAAUGAACUGUUUGACAGAGCAGCGAAAUUAUGUCUGCAGGUUUUUGGAAACAACAAAGCACUGUGGCAGGAGGAAGUUCUAAAGUUUUUCGAGUACAAGCAACUGCGAUCAGUUAGCCCCUAUUUGCCUACAUCGGAGGAUUGUAAGCUGGAUCCCCACUAUUACGAAUUGGUGCUAUACGAGUUUUUGGAGCAUGAUGUUUCCGGCUUUCUCAAUUUGCUAAAAGAGUGGCCGCCCACUCUGUAUAAUGGUCGUUAUGUGAUCAACACGAUUGGCGAUAGAUUUCGUAAGCAAAAUGCCAAUGAGUUACUCGAAGCCUUGGCGUUGUUGUAUUCCUAUCAAGGUGAUUUCGAGAGCGCCCUGCGCAUGUAUUUAAAAUUACAGAACAAGGACGUGUUUAAGCUAAUACAUCGCUACAAUCUAUAUGAAAACAUUUCAAAAAUGAUAAUUCCGCUCAUACAGCUGGACCGAAAAUGUGCUUUCGAAAUAUUGCUCGAUAGAAAAAAAAUAAAUCCAGAGGUUGUAGUGCACCAAUUAGAGCCAAAUCAGGAGUACCUGUAUUGGUAUUUGGAUGCGCUGGAUAAAGUAGAUAAGCGGGGAACCUUUCACUCCAAGCUGGUUGAGUUAUACGUUAAAUUUGAUCGCUCGAAAUUGCUACCCUUUCUGCGCCGUUCGAAACAUUAUGCCAUACAGGAUGCCUUGGCAAUUUGUAAGAGCGAAAACCUGUAUCCGGAAAUGGUUUAUCUAUUGGGUUGCAUGGGCGGAGUGGAGGCCGUGGAGGCGCUCAAUAUUAUUAUAUAUAAGAUAAAAGACAUCGAAAUGGCCAUUGAGUUCUGCAAGGAGCAUGACGACGAAGACUUGUGGAAUGUAUUAAUAGAUGAGUCCGCUGAGAAACCAGAUAUAGUAACCAAAGUACUGGAUGGCAUUAUCGAUUAUGUCAAUCCGGAAUUGAUAGUAAACAAGAUCAAGCUGGGCCAGAAAAUACCGCACCUGCGUGAAUCAGUGUUGAAGAUGUUGUGGCAUUUUAACCUUCAGGAGGAAAAGCUGGACAUUGCACAUCAAAUUCAGCAGGCGGACUAUUUCGCCGAACACUCCGAACUGGUAGCCGCACAGAGGCGUGGUCGUUUUGUGCCCUACGAACAGUGCUGUGCGAAAUGUAAUCGGGUUGUUCUCAAGAAAGACGUUGCGGUUUCAAGCAGUCUUGUGGAAUUCAAUUGUGGCCAUAUCUUUCAUGAGCCUUGCGUGCCUAAUCUUUAUGGCAAUGAGCACUGCAAUCAGUGCCACUCACUUCAGGAUGACCAAGAGGACUCAGUCUCUGUCAGUGGCACGUAGAUAGGAAUAUAUUUUGAAUGUUGGUUAGCUUCGGCCUUGACGGAGCUAUAAUACCCUUCACAACGUAAUAUCGUAUGUAUAAUAUUACUUAUUUAUUGGCACUGUCAUACUAAAUUUCUUGGCGUAGAUCCUUAACUUUUUACUGUAGUCAAUAUUUUAUUAUGGAUCCGUAUAUAUUUCUGAAAUUGUGGUCCGACUAUAAUUUUAAGUCAACAUGAGAAUGCAAUGUUUACCUUUAGAUUUUAAGACAAUUUGUCUCGCCAUUAUGACCAAUUAAGAUAACAGGAAUGCCAUUUUGAAGGGUAUAAGCAACUGACAUAAACCAAUCCUGAAAAGUCUGACAGUUCGCCCCAACUUUCCCUUUUCGUGUACUAUAUUUACAUGUAAUUUAAUCAUAAAUAUUUAUUUAUUUAAUCUGGAGAUAAAAAUGUUCCAAAAAUACA